ACAGAGUAAUCAUUAUAAAAAAAAAGUAUGGAAAAAUUAAAUCCAUGUCCGAUUUUAGAGUUCAAUGACAAUCAGUUGUUGAAUGUAAGGAAAAGUUUCGGUUAUGAUGACUUACACAGGCUGAAACAAGACGUGGAUCAUUUUCAGGAUUGGAUCAAUAAGCAACCCCAUUUCACGUUGAAAGAAUUUGACCGAGACUUUCUGGAGCGCUACCUGAUCUACUGCAAGGGGUCCAUCGAGAGAGCGAAGCAGCGCUUCGACAAACUCUGCACUUACACCAACCAGAUGCCAGAGUUCCUGAGGAACUUUGAUAUCAGAAAUGAGUUCAUAGGACUCAAUCGAUCAGUUCACACCUGUAUACUACCAAAGCCUACUGCGGACAACUACCGUGUUAUCAUAACGACCGUUUCUGGUGCUGAUGAUGAGCUAUUUGAUCUGAUGAAGUAUUAUAGGUAUCUGAUUGUGUUGGGUGAAUAUAUGAUGAACAAUGAUUACUGCCAUGGUUACGAACUGGUGGGAGUCAGUACCAACGUGUCGAUGACAAUUGUGAAGAAAAUGAACCCAAUCAUCAUGCAUAAGGCUGUUACGUUGAUUACUGAUGCUCUAGGACAGAGAAUGAAAAAGGUACACCUUGUAAGUGACUCCAAGUUCUUUGAAACCAUCCUGGUGGUGUUCAAGCAAGCUUUCUCAGCAAAACUAGCUAAAAGACUGAUAGUGCAUAACAAUUGGGAGUCGUUACAUGAACAUAUACCUAAAAAACAUUUGCCAAAAGACCUUGGAGGGGAUGAGAAGACCAUGAAAGAAUUGGCUGAAAUGGAUUUCAAGGCAAUUAGUACAGAUGAACACAUAGCAGCUGUGAAGAGGAUGGAGGGAGCUACCACAGACGAGUCCCGGCGACCGAGUGCCAAGUUCAACGAGGAGUACUCAGGAACACCAGGCUCCUUCAAGACAUUGUGUGUAGAUUAA
This is a messenger RNA of Spodoptera frugiperda (fall armyworm), 966 nucleotides long. RefSeq names its product alpha-tocopherol transfer protein-like. Gene Ontology annotation, cellular component: membrane. The transcript is spliced from 6 exons. Lineage: Eukaryota; Metazoa; Arthropoda; Insecta; Lepidoptera; Noctuidae. Gene Ontology annotation, molecular function: phosphatidylinositol bisphosphate binding. Bases 28 to 966 code for a protein of 312 amino acids. The record is from RefSeq and is a predicted model, not a curated record.